AUGCUAUCGGUGGUGGCAUUGAGCCUCAUCCUAGGCGUCGCCGACAUCGUCUCUGCCCAUGGAUGGAUUGAUCUAUGGACCAUCUCCGGCCAAAAUUAUUCCGGAUUCAAUCCAGCAGUAGCGCCCUGGGUUCCCGAUCAAGAUACCAUCGCCUGGCCAGCCUGGAACACUGACACAGGGCCUGUAUACAGUAGCAACGUCAACAGUCCGGAUAUUAUAUGCUCAAUCAACGCCACGAAUGCAAAGGCCUACGGCACCCCGAUUGCAGCGGGAAGCACCGUGGACCUUCACUGGACGACCUGGCCAGAUUCCCACCACGGACCCAUCUUCUCCUACCUAGCCGCUUGCAACGGAGAUUGCACCAAGGUCAAAAAAGAGCAGCUCGAGUGGUUCAAGAUCGCCGAGCUAGGCCAACUUUCUUACGGAAAUGGCAGUGGCAAGGUGGGGAUGUGGGCGGACGACAAACUGCGUGCAGCGGAGGGUUUCUGGUCAGUCACCAUUCCACCAUUCAUCAAGGCCGGAAACUACGUCUUCCGCAAUGAAAUUUUGGCUCUACACUCGGCCUACGAUGUCGGUGCUGCGCAGUUCUACCCGCAGUGCGUGAAUGUCCAGAUCACUGGUGACGGCGAUGCUACACCUUCGGGCGUUGUGGGAACUUUACUGUACAGUGCUGAUGAUCCCGGGGUACACUAUAAUAUCUACAAUGAUGAAUCGAAGCCGGUGUAUCCGAUGCCUGGUCCGAAAUUGUGUAAGUGCAGCCAACGGGGUAUGCUAUCUUUUGGCGGAGUACACUGCGGGAACUAA
Molecule: messenger RNA, 804 nt
Organism: Didymosphaeria variabile
Lineage: Eukaryota; Fungi; Ascomycota; Dothideomycetes; Pleosporales; Didymosphaeriaceae
Exons: 1
Coding region: 1-804 (267 amino acids)
Source: RefSeq, a predicted model, not a curated record